AUGGACAAACAGAUGUGGAUAUGGAGGAACAGUGGGGGAUGGACAGGCAGAGGUGGAUAUGGAGGAACAGUAGGGGAUGGACAGACAGGUGGAUAUGAAAACAGAGGUGGAUAUGGAGGAACAGUAGGGGCUGGACAGACAGAGGUGGAUAUGGACAGACAGAAGUGGAUAUGGAGGAAAAGUAGGGGAUGGACAGACAGAGGUGGAUAUGGAAGAAUAGUAGGGGAUGGACAGACAGGUGGAUAUGAAAAGACAGGUGGAUAUGGAGGAACAGUAGGGGAUGGACAGACAGACUUGGAUAUGGACAGACAGAGGUGGAUAUGGAGGAACAGUAGGGGAUGGACAAACAGAUGUGGAUAUGGAGGAACAGUGGGGGAUGGACAGGCAGAGGUGGAUAUGGAGGAACAGUAG
Messenger RNA from Pecten maximus, 411 nucleotides. Its product is annotated as PE-PGRS family protein PE_PGRS16-like. The coding region runs from base 1 to 411 and encodes 136 amino acids. Lineage: Eukaryota; Metazoa; Mollusca; Bivalvia; Pectinida; Pectinidae. The transcript has a single exon. The record is from RefSeq and is a predicted model, not a curated record.